This is a messenger RNA of Pocillopora verrucosa, 981 nucleotides long. RefSeq lists its product as uncharacterized. The record is from RefSeq and is a predicted model, not a curated record. Gene Ontology annotation, molecular function: oligosaccharide binding. NCBI's taxonomy places the organism in Eukaryota, Metazoa, Cnidaria, Anthozoa, Scleractinia, Pocilloporidae.
GGUAAAGAGGUCAAGAGUUCGAACCAUUCUAAAGAAGUUCACAAGGAAAACCACAACUCGAUAUGUUGUUACCAAGUUCCUCUGCAGUGAUACUUUGCCUCUUUGCUGUUAUUUUUCCAGUCAGGGGUGAUCAUCAUAUAGACGAACAUUCAGUGGAGUGUAAGGGAAAUCACUGUCCCAAGCCGAUGCCUGAUGUUUAUCAGAAACCAUUUCGCCCUAAGUCGUGCGUUGAUUACUAUGCACCAGGCAAAUCGACAUGUGGCAUUUACCGGCUUUUCGACGAGCAUGGCAACAGUUAUCCCGCCUACUGCGACUUCAAGUCUGAGCCAGGUACAGCAUGGACCCUGGUGAUGUCCUGGGCUAACAUCAAUCGUGGGCUUCCUGAGUUCAGACAAACUCCUUUCAAGUACGACGCUCCAAUCAACGAGAAUUCUCAUAACUGGUAUAUGUACCGCCAGAGUCUGAAGCGAAUAAGGUCCCUUGCAGCCCACUCAACUCACUGGCGAGCAACCUGCAACUACCCAAGCCAUGGUGUCGAUUUCACAGACUACGUCCGUGGUAACUUUAAGGACUUCGACAUUGUUAACUUCAUUGGGUCUGGAGUGUGCAAGAAGGUGGAACACGUGAACAUCCGGGGACAUAUUGGCACUCAUCUUACAGCACGCUUCUGGCAGGUUAACGACACUUUCACCUUGCAUAUCGACAGCGCUAGUGACGGCUGCGAUUUUGACCCAAGGGCUGGCUCGGUGCUGUCUGAAGACAACUUUGGGUUCUAUUCUGUUAUCAACCCUAAGUUCCGUUGCACCAAGAGAAAGUUCUCCACCACACAAUGGUGGUUCGGAGCUCAUCUCUAGCCCAUCCUACUAAAGGCUCUUGCAGAAACGGAUAAGCCAUUGGCUUCAUCAUCUUAUUGUUGUGAUCCUGUAGCUCUGAUUUAGAAAAUAGUAUUGACAGAUGUUAAUAAGUAGAUGCUUUAAAAAA